Molecule: messenger RNA, 2444 nt
Organism: Octopus sinensis (East Asian common octopus)
Lineage: Eukaryota; Metazoa; Mollusca; Cephalopoda; Octopoda; Octopodidae
Product: long-chain fatty acid transport protein 6-like
Exons: 14
Coding region: 239-2149 (636 amino acids)
Molecular function (GO): long-chain fatty acid transmembrane transporter activity; long-chain fatty acid-CoA ligase activity
Source: RefSeq, a predicted model, not a curated record
AGAAAAAAGAAAGAGGUAUAGCAAGAGUGCAUUAUAGUCAUCGUUAUCAUCACAAUGCUCUGAAGUUUAUAUGAGUGAGUAGUCUCACUGCUUACCCUGUCAAACUAGGACUAUUCUUGUUACGCCUGAAUCUUAUCGUCUACAUCUCCAUGGAGUUACUUCAGUUUUUCUGGUGAAAAUUUGAUAAAAUUGAAAUUUUAGAUUACUAUCCAGUCAUUAUUCUGUAGACAACAACAACAUGAUGGAUCCUAAAUCCUUAUUACUGGCUGCUGCUACAGGAUGUGCAAGUGCUGUUGGUUAUUACUCUUGGCAAAAAGCUGUUAAACCUUUUGCAAAGAAUACUUAUUUUGAUUUGAAACAGAUAGCUAUGGGAAUGAAAAUAUUCAAAAAGAGUCAAGAGAUAUUGGUUUCUAAAGAUAACUUUAUUUCUGUCUUUGAUAAAACACUAUCAUUAUACCCUAAUAAAACAAUGCUUAUCUUUGAGGGGAAACAUUAUACAUAUGAUUACGUAAACAAAAUGGCUUCAAGAGUAGGAAACUAUAUGUUGUCUUGUGGUAUGAAACAAGGAGAUGUUGUGGCAAUCUACCUUACCAAUUCUCCACAGUUUAUUUGGACCAUUUUGGGUCUUAUAAGAGUUGGCUUAAUACCUUCAUUGUUGAACUUUAAUGUUCAGGGCCAGGGUUUGGUUCAUUGUAUCAAAGUCUGUGAACCUGUUUGCAUUAUUGCUGAUAGUGAUCCUAAUAUGCAACGGAACUUACAACACGUCUAUCCUGAAUUGAACAAUAUUCCAGUUUAUAUAAUUCAAACAUAUGAUAUAUUCUAUCCUCCACUUGAAAUUUCCUGGACUGAUUUUGAUGAUAUUUUGGCUAAAUCUUCUGAUGCUCAAAUUGACCCUGCAAUAGCUAAUUCAAUUGGUUCUUUAAAAUGUGCCAUGUAUAUUUACACUUCUGGAACAACAGGACUGCCCAAGCCAUGUAUUCUUACACAUGUGAAAUGUCGCAUGAUUUGUGUAUUAGCUGGCUUACUACAGAUAACUCAUCAUGAUAUCAUCUAUAACACGCUGCCCUUCUACCACACAUCUGGUCUUCUUCUUGGAAUGUUUUUAAAUAUUUAUGCUGGUACAACCACUGUAGUGAAAAGAAAAUUCUCUGCAUCUACAUUCUGGGAUGAUAUUGAGAAGUACAAUGCCACUGUUGUACUUUAUAUUGGUGAAUUAUGUCGUUUUGUAUUGGCUCAGCACAACAAGAAUAAGAAGAUAUCUCAUAAGGUGAGAUUGAUGUAUGGAAAUGGUCUUGGUAUAGAUAUUUGGGAAACGUUCCAGAAAACAUUCCGUAUUCCUAACAUUUAUGAAUUAUAUGGUGCUACUGAAGGAAAUUGUUUUCUGAUAAAUUUUCAAAACAGAUGUGGUGCAGUUGGUCGCUUGAGUCCAUUACUUAACAGGUUGAACCCUGCGAAAAUGUUCCUGGUUAAGUAUGACCUUGAUGCUUGUCAGCCUUUGAGAAAUUCUGAAGGUCGAUGCAUCCCAGUAGAAAUAGGUGAGGCUGGCCUCUUACUGGGAAAAGUGGUGCCAGAACAUGACAUACCACUGUAUAAAGGUAAAAAAGAAAUGUCUGAUGCCAAAUUUGUGUUCAAUGUUAUGGAGGAAGGUGACAAAUACUUCAACACUGGUGAUCUUCUGUAUUCAGACAAUGACUACUUUCUUUACUUCAAAGACCGCAUUGGUGACACUUUUAGAUGGAAAGGAGAGAAUAUUUCUACAUUAGAUGUUGCUAACGUUAUUAGAAGCCUAGAUUUCAUAGAAGAUGCUAAUGUAUAUGGCGUUAAAGUUCCAGGUCAUGGUGGCAGAGCUGGUAUGGCAUCUCUAAAAUUAUAUGAUGGAAUUAAUAUGACUAAUGAGCGGUUUAGAAAGAUAUAUGAUUAUUGUAAGAGGAACCUUAUAUCUCAUGCAGUACCGCUAUUUUUGCGAAUACAAGACAAUAUGGAACUAUCUGGAACAUUCAAGCAGCAGAAGAAAAAGCUCCAAGAAGAGGGUUUUGAUCCUAGUGUUGUCACCGAUUCAUUAUAUUAUAUUGACCAUUCCAUGCAGACUUACUUACCUUUGACAGAAAAUAUGUUUAAGAAUAUUAAUUUUAAGAAAAGUAAAUUAUAGUGUAUUUUAUCAUGCAAAUUGUUACCGGUGAAUUGUAAACCUGUGGUUGUAAGCUGUGAUUGUUAGUUACCUGUGGUUGUAAGCUGCGAUCAGAUGCAAUAUUAAAGAAAAAAUGUUGGGGUUCUGUUGAAGUAUGGAUGACCAAUUUUGAUGAUUUGGAGUAAAAUGGUAAAAUGGUUUGAUAACAGUGGUGUUAAUUCAUGUUAAUACAUGAAGCAAUCAAUUCAACCCUUGAAACCUCUAGAUUUGAAAGAAAAGAAAAGUGUGGGGUAACCAUACCAUCCCCUUCACAUUG